Molecule: messenger RNA, 1707 nt
Organism: Penaeus monodon (black tiger shrimp)
Lineage: Eukaryota; Metazoa; Arthropoda; Malacostraca; Decapoda; Penaeidae
Product: phospholipase A2 inhibitor-like
Exons: 9
Coding region: 292-1707 (471 amino acids)
Cellular component (GO): extracellular matrix
Molecular function (GO): protein binding
Source: RefSeq, a predicted model, not a curated record
AAGCUUACUAAGUCAGUACCCCAGUAAGGCUGCUCGCAACCUCUAUAAUGUUUCCUUAUAUCAAGGUUUUGCGUGUUUACGAAGGUCCCUGAGUUACUAAAGCAUUGCAAAGCAUCGACAGAGGAGUCAGUACAUGUUACAACGGUUUCCAAGUAAGUUUAACAGUGUGAGGAGGAGAAUUCUGGUCUGGAAGUUGGCAUUAUCAUCAUAACAAGUCAGUUUCGGAAAGGGAACUAGUAAGAAACAUAGCACGAACGAGAAAACCAGGUACUUCGUCUCCACGUUGAAAAAAUGAGGACAGUUUCAAUACCGGUGGAGGCGCUGCCGCUGUUGCUGACGGCACUGCUACUGAUAGUGCCCUCGCAAGCAUUUUCGUUUUUUCCGAGCUUCUUCGACAGAAACACAACAUGGGACCUCUGCGACAAAUGCAAGUGCCCAACCAUUCUGCAGGAGGCACGCGAACACGGGGUGAGCUGCCGAGACGUGAAUCUGACCAGUUUAACGGACGGCGUUGUCAUCGAAAGGAACUACUCCAAGGUCGACUUCUCCAAGAAUAGCAUCGCCAGCAUCACGAGGGACACGUUCAAGCCUUCACACAGCCUGAAGAGCCUCGACCUGUCUGCCAACGUCAUGGAGCGGCUUGGCGGCGGUGUGUUCCAGCCGCUGGCUUCCCUCGACGCCCUGUCGCUCGAGAACAACCUGCUCGCCAGUCUUGACGAAGAGACAUUUGACGGCAUCGGCAACCUGACCUCGCUUGACCUGAGCUACAACAAGCUCUCCGACCUUCCGCCUGGAGUGUUCAAAAGCCUUCCUGACCUACGGUACCUUUCCCUGGCCUUCAACCCUUUGGCGAGCAUGGACGGGUCAGUCCUCUGGGGCAGCGAGAAUCUGGUGACCCUUGACCUGUCAGGAAUCGGGUUCAAGACCUUGCAUAAGGAUUUCUUCUCGAGUAAUAUGACAAAAUUGGAGAAGCUGAUUCUCUCCUUCAACGCCAUCGAGGUUGUCCCGUCAAAGGCCCUGUUCACUCUGCGUAACUCUCUCACGUACUUAGAUCUCUCUGCUAAUCCAAUCAAGACCCUGGGAGCAUACUCGUUCUUCAGCCUGAGUUACGUCAAGACCCUCAUCCUGCGACAGAUGCUCCAGCUUGUGGCUAUAGAAGCUUAUUCCUUCGGGGACCUCGUCAGCCUGGAGAGGUGUGAGAUCGCGUACGCCCCCAGGAUCGUGACUCUGGAUGGCAAGGCCUGCCACACCAACAGGAACGGCUCGGAUUCCGUCCUUCUGCUGGAGGAUUUCAGCUUCUCCUUCUCCGUCCUGCGCACGCUCCCCGAGGGCCUGCUCAAGUGGGACCAUCUGCGCCAAGUGCGACUCGAGUACAACCAGUGGUGCUGCGACUGUAGCAUGAAGUGGGUCAAGAAUUCGAGUCUGAUUGACUUGGUCGGAGACAGGAUGAUAUGUUCCAGCCCUGACUUUUUACGUGGCCAUCGUCUCAGCAAAGUAAAUGACAAGGAUCUCAUAUUCGGCCUCAUGGUCCUCGGCUUCGUCACGAGUAUAGCGACGGUGGCCCUGCUGGUGUACUGGCGUCAAGGAUGGCUGUGUCGCCGCCCGCAGAACGCCUACACGAGAGUCAGGGCUGGCAGGACCACCAUCACCGUCACGGAUGACAUGGAGUGGGACAACGGGGACCUUGAGGCGGAUAGCAAAGCGUAG